UCUAAUUAAAUCCACCAAAAAAAAAAAACACGAUGAAUUCGACAAAAAACAGCGGCGAAGCAGCAAUCAACAUCUCCAAAUCCACCAAACACAAAGCCUUGGCUUACACAUCCGCAAUUCCGCUCCGGCAAGCUCCGUGGAAGAGAGGCGCCUCCAUUUUCGACUUCAUUCUCCGGCUAUGCGCGGCGGCGGCCGCCCUCGCCGCCGCCGCCACCAUGGGCACCACCGACGAAACACUCCCUUUCUUCACGCAGUUCUUCCAGUUCCAAGCCAGCUACGACGAUCUCCCCGCUUUCACGUUUUUCGUGGUGGCAAAUGCUAUUGCUAGUAGCUACCUAGUUCUAUCAUUGCCUUUCUCCAUUAUUGGAAUUGUUCGACCUCAAGCAGCAGGAAUCAAGCUUCUUCUUCUCAUCUUCGACACGGCGGUGGCGGCGUUUACCACGGCGGCGGCGGCAGCAGCGGCGGCGAUUGUGUACCUAGCGCACAACGGCAACUCGACGGUCAAUUGGCUAGCCAUCUGCCAGCAGUUCACCGAUUUCUGCCAGCGUGUGAGCGGCGCGGUGGUGGCGUCGUUCAUCGCCGCCGUAAUCCUCAUCUUCUUGAUCGUGCUUUCCGCGGUGGCGCUGCGCAGCCACUGAUUUUCAGGAGCUUGUUUGUCUAGUUUGUUUUUCCACUUUAAUUUCUU
Molecule: messenger RNA, 685 nt
Organism: Salvia splendens (bonfire salvia)
Lineage: Eukaryota; Viridiplantae; Streptophyta; Magnoliopsida; Lamiales; Lamiaceae
Product: casparian strip membrane protein 2
Exons: 3
Coding region: 33-638 (201 amino acids)
Source: RefSeq, a predicted model, not a curated record